Mercurialis annua (annual mercury) is the source of this 619-nucleotide messenger RNA. RefSeq lists its product as uncharacterized. The transcript has 4 exons. The coding region runs from base 203 to 619 and encodes 138 amino acids. The record is from RefSeq and is a predicted model, not a curated record. Lineage: Eukaryota; Viridiplantae; Streptophyta; Magnoliopsida; Malpighiales; Euphorbiaceae.
GUUAAAUACAAUGCUGAGCAUGUUUCUGAUUUUGAGAUUGAAAAGGUAUAUUUAUUUUUUUAUUUUUCUGUUACUUUAGUUUAUGUUAAAUAUAUGAUAAGUGUAUGGUUUUUUCAUGAUAUUAUGAUGAUAAUGUUUGUUAGCUUGAUCUUUUUGCUAUUAUGUGUCUGUUUUUCAGAUUGAUGCAGAUGUUAAUUAUCAUAUGCAACCUGUUGCUGAUGAUCAAGCCAACACUGAUCAUGUUGCUGUACUAGAGAGCAGAAUUAUUGAUGCUGAGGGUAAUGAUCAGAUCAAACCUGCUGCUGAUGAUAAAUUGAAUGAAGAGCACGUUUCUGCAUUAGAGAGUGCGAAGAUUGAUUCUGAGGUUAAUGAUGUAGUCACACCUGUUUCUGGCGAUGUUGUGUCUAUUCCUACGUGUAGUAGAGGUGUGAGGAAGGUUUAUGGAAAACAACCUGGAUUUGAAUUGUUUGUGGAACAAGAUGGUUAUUUUGAUGAAGUUGGUGAUCAAUCCGGCUUUGAUUUAGUUGGUAGAGGAAUUGAAGUGGGAUUAAAAGAUUCUUGUACUGAGAAUGUCAAUAAGGAUGCUUCUGAAGUUGAUACUCCUAAACCAACUAUGUGA